Strongylocentrotus purpuratus (purple sea urchin) is the source of this 694-nucleotide messenger RNA. RefSeq names its product neurotrypsin-like. The record is from RefSeq and is a predicted model, not a curated record. The transcript is spliced from 3 exons. Gene Ontology annotation, cellular component: membrane. Lineage: Eukaryota; Metazoa; Echinodermata; Echinoidea; Camarodonta; Strongylocentrotidae. The coding region runs from base 119 to 694 and encodes 191 amino acids.
UUUAGGUCAUUUUGCAGAGCUUGAUAUUCGUCUCUAUGGUGGUAGUGGUAACUAUGAGGGUCGAGUAGAGGUCAGGGUCAAUGGUCGAUGGGGGACAGUCUGUAAUGAAACAUGGGACAUGGACGAUGCUACAGUGGUAUGUCGGGAGCUCGGGAACCGAACAGCUGUCAAGUAUGACGUGAUGUAUGGUGAAGGUGAAGGACCUAUCUUGUAUACGAACUCCACGUGUACGGGUGAAGAAGAACGUCUGCAAGAUUGUCCUAACGAGGAACCUAGGGUGGAUGUCUGCAGGCAUACGCAAGAUGCAGGGGUACAAUGCAGUUUCAAAGAUGUUGAUCUGCGAUUAGUCGGUGGUUCGACGCCAAACGAAGGUCGGGUAGAGGUUUACAAACAGGGCUUCGCUGGUAUGGGUGAAUGGGGCAGGAUGUGUGCCGGUUCGGAGUGGGACCGAAGAGAAGCAAACGUGGUUUGUCGAACAGUGGGGUAUCCGAACGGUGCGGAGGCUUCAAGCGGUAGCGUCGGGAGCGGUAACGGUAGGGUGUUCAUCACCGACGUGGAGUGUACCGGUACAGAGAAUAAUUUCCUCGGCUGUAAGGAAGCGAACUUCGGCAAUCUACAAGCUUGUCCAACUGGUGACGUGGACGCCACCGUUAUUUGCAUACCGACUCUCUUAGGGAAGGAAAUCGUCAGAUGA